This is a messenger RNA of Alnus glutinosa, 3476 nucleotides long. RefSeq names its product MDIS1-interacting receptor like kinase 2-like. The record is from RefSeq and is a predicted model, not a curated record. The coding region runs from base 75 to 3197 and encodes 1040 amino acids. The transcript has 2 exons. Gene Ontology annotation, biological process: protein phosphorylation. Gene Ontology annotation, molecular function: protein binding; protein kinase activity; ATP binding. NCBI's taxonomy places the organism in Eukaryota, Viridiplantae, Streptophyta, Magnoliopsida, Fagales, Betulaceae.
AGAAGAAGAAAUAAAAAUUCUCAUUUGGGGUCUGAACGUCGUGAACCAAAAAAGAAAAAAGAAAAGAAAGAAUAAUGAGUAGGAUGUGCCGUAAAUGGAGAUCUGAACCAUCACGUCCUUUACACCAACACAAAAGCAUGGGAUCGUCAACCUUUGGGAAGGUAUGCUCUCUAAUAUCCUUCUUGUUGUUUGUUUCACCGAAUGUUGUUUCUAUUGAAGAAGCUGAUGCUCUCCUCACAUGGAAAGCAAGCCUCCAAAAAGAAGCCCAGUCUCAGCUAUCUAGCCUAUCUUCUUGGACUUUGCUUCCCAAUAAUGCGACCAAUUCUUCUACCAAUCUCAAUUCAAGCACAAGCCCAUGUUCUUGGUUUGGUGUUUAUUGCAACCAUGCUCAAAGUGUCAUCGGUAUAAAUCUUACAUGUUUAGGCCUCAAAGGUUCACUCCAUGAAUUUUCAUUCUCGUCUUUCCCGAAUCUUGAAUUUGUUGAUCUCAGUAUAAACUCGCUCUUUGGAACCAUCUCACCUCAGAUCAGUUACCUCUCCAAACUCAUCUAUCUUGAUCUCUCCAUCAAUCAGUUCUCUGGGAAAAUCCCACCAGAAAUAGGCCUAUUGACAAACCUUGAGUUUUUGCGCUUGUCUAAAAAUCAGUUGAACGCCACAAUUCCUCCAGAAAUAGGUCAGUUGAGGUCUCUUGUUGAGCUUGCUUUAUACAGCAACUCCUUAAACGGUCCCAUUCCUUCUUCUUUGGGCAAUCUAAGCAAAUUGGCUUACUUGUACCUCUAUGACAAUCCACUAUCUUGUUCCAUUCCUUUAGAAAUUGGAAAUCUUUCUAGCUUAACGGUGUUGGAUUUGUCUCAGAACAAUCUUUCUGGUCCCAUCCCCACAGAAAUAGGGCACAUCCAAUCUUUGAAGAAUCUAAGCCUUGCAACCAACCAUCUUGUUGGUUCUAUCCCAACGUCAUUUUGUAACCUCGGAAACCUUACACUUCUCUAUCUCUUCCAGAAUAACCUCUCUGGUCCCAUUCCAGAAGAGAUAGGAAACUUGAAGUCUCUUGUAACUCUCGACUUGAGAGAAAAUAAACUCACUGGUCCUCUUCCGGCUUCAAUUGGCAACUUGAGCAAAUUAGAGGUUCUGUACAUUCGCGACAACCAACUCUCUGGUUCUAUUCCUCGGGACGUAGAAAAUCUCUUGAAAUUGACUGUAUUUCGAGUGGCCAGAAACCAAUUCACUGGUUAUUUGCCACAAAAUAUUUGCCAAGGUGGAUUGCUUCAAAACUUCACCGCAAAUGGUAAUAAUCUCACAGGUCCGAUUCCUAAAAGCGUGAGAAACUGCACAACUUUAUAUAGAAUUCGUCUAGACGGGAACCAACUUACUGGAAAUAUAUCAGAAGUUUUUGGGGUUUAUCCGGACCUGGAUUACAUAAACCUCAGCGACAACAACUUUUACGGUGAACUUUCACCUAACUGGGGAAGGAGCUCACGACUAACAGAUCUAGAAAUCGCUGGGAAUAAUAUCACUGGUAACAUACCACCUGAGAUUGCAAAUGCAACUCGACUACAAAUUCUUAAUCUUUCUUCAAAUAACUUAGUUGGGGAGAUCCCUAAGGAAUUCGGGAGGUUAACUUCUUUGGUCAAACUUAUAUUGACGAACAAUCAACUUUCAGGUGGUAUACCUUCAGAGCUCGGGUCCCUGACAAAACUUGAGUAUCUUGAUCUGUCCAUAAAUAAAUUGAGCAACUCAGUUCCAGGAUGUAUAGGAAACUUCUCAAAUUUGUACCACAUGAAUUUGAGUCGCAACGAGUUUAGUCGUGGAAUUCCGACUCAGGUGGCCAAGUUAGUUCAGCUGUCCGAGCUUGAUCUGAGUCAUAACCAACUCACGGGAGAGAUACCAAUAGAGUUCGAGAAGUUGCAAAGCUUGGUGACAAUGGAUAUCUCCCACAACUACCUUUCUGGCAUCCUUCCGAGGGCUUUUGAGGACAUGCACGGCUUGUUGAAUGUCAACAUAGCAUUCAAUGACUUCUGGGGUCCAAUUCCCAACAACAAAGCAUUUCACGACGCUCCGAUAGAAGCAUUGGAGGGGAACAAAGGAUUGUGUGGCCAGGUGAAAGGGCUACAACCUUGUCAACCAUCCACUCCCGACAAACAUUUCCCGCAAAAAAGGAUCGUGUUCUUAAUCAUAUUCCCUAUUUUGGGAGUACUAGUACUUUUAUAUGCCCUGAUCGGAAUGUCAAUUUUUAUAAGAAAAAAGAGAAGCUCGCCGAAAAAACAAGACGAGAACUUGUAUCCGACAUUAACCUUGGAUGGGAAAAACUUGUACGAGGAAAUCAUAGCCGCCACCGGGGAUUUUGAUGCCACUUAUUGCAUUGGGAGUGGUGGAUAUGGAAGUGUCUACAAAGUACAGCUGCCAUCGGGUAAUAUCGUAGCUGCAAAGAAAAUCCACACAUUAUCCGAUGAUGAUUAUGUGACUGAGCGGAAAGAGUUUUUCAACGAGAUAAAGGCAUUAACACAAAUACGGCACCGAAACAUUGUGAAGCUACAUGGUUUUUGUUCAAAUGCACGAUGCCCGUUUUUGAUUUAUGAGUACCUUGAGAGGGGAAGCUUGGCCGCCAUCCUAAGUGAAGAAAAAGAAGCUACAGCAUUGAACUGGAGUAGAAGGGUGAAUAUUGUUAAAGAUGUGGCGCGUGCCUUGUCAUACAUGCAUCAUGAUUGCUCACCGCCCAUUAUUCACAGAGACAUAUCAAGCAAGAACAUUUUGUUGGAUUCUGAUUAUGUAGCGCAUGUUUCGGACUUUGGCACUGCUAAACUUCUGAAGCUAGACUCAUCCAAUUGUACUGGCUUUGCAGGCACAUUUGGAUAUGUAGCACCAGAGCUUGCUUACACAACGAAGGUGACCGAGAAAUGUGACGUGUAUAGCUUUGGAGUGUUAGCACUUGAAGUAAUCAAAGGAAAUCAUCUUGGUGAAUUCAUCUCUACUGCAUCGUCUCCCUAUGCUAACAUAGAGCUGAAGGACAUAUUGGACCAACGCCUUUCACCUCCCACAAUUGAAGUUGAGGACGAACUCAUAAAGGUUGUGACUUGCGCAACUGCUUGCUUACGUGCAAAUCCACGGUCUAGGCCAACCAUGCACGUGAUUUUUAAGAUGUUAUUAGCCUCAACAACAGUACGUACUGUUAAACCUGGAGAACUUGAUGAAAUUGUCUAAGUCAUAAGGCUAGCUACCGUGUCCACCUUGAAUAUAUGUACGUACUUGCUGAAAUCAUCCAAUUUUUUAAGUUAUUGUCCUCCCAAAGGAAGUUUUUACGGUUCAAAUAUCCUAGAGAAUCACUGCCAGCUCAAAGGAGAAGAAGGAUGAGUGUAGGAUGAUACACACCUAGCUAGUACCACUUGUGGGGGUCAACUUAAUUUGUAGGUUAAGAUAUGUAAUUAUUUUUGUAAACUUUAGAUGUACUUAGCUCAUGUAAAUUCAUAAUAAAUAUGACUC